Messenger RNA from Heterobasidion irregulare TC 32-1, 186 nucleotides. RefSeq lists its product as uncharacterized. Lineage: Eukaryota; Fungi; Basidiomycota; Agaricomycetes; Russulales; Bondarzewiaceae. The annotation marks the transcript as partial. The record is from RefSeq and is a predicted model, not a curated record. The transcript has a single exon.
GUGAAGUGUGGGCGAACUGACCCAAGUGCUGCUGAACGUUCUUCAGUGGCUUGUUGUUGGUCAGGUAGGGACCGACCAUGUUCGGUAAUAGUCAGUGUCUUUGGUACUUCUCUAGCGCUGUUCAGUAUCUCCCCAAAGCUUCCCAAAUACCUCCUACGGACCCUAGCGCAGAUGCAUGCUCAUUAA